AUAUCCCGGUUCGAUAUUAGCUACACCACUACGAAGCACUGAAAGGUGGGACCUGCUGUUUUGUUUAAGCGGACUGCUUCAGGUGAUUUAAUCGCAAAUUAAACAUUGCAUGCUGGGAAUUGUAGUAAGAGAGAGAGUCAGAGAGAACCCUGAUGGAAAUAUUACAUCAUCCCGACGUGCUCUAAUUUGCAAUGGUUGCAGUGACUGGCUGGGACGCUCCUCUGUUUCUUACUGUGGGGGAGGCUGCUGGUGCGAGAACGCCUCGUGCGUUGUGUUAGCGCUAAUAGCUAAUAGCUAAUAACGUUUCUUAACCACCCUGAGUCCUUGCUCAGCAGAUCUAAUUCCAACAUGUCGGAACAGCCGGAGCUCAGCGGCCUCAGCGAUGAAGCCGCCAACCACGUCUGCUCCGACCCGGAUCCCAGUACCAAGGAUUUUCUGUUGCAGCAAACCAUGUUACGAAUAAAAGAUCCUAAGAAGUCACUGGAUUUUUAUACAAGAGUUCUUGGAAUGACAUUGCUCCAAAAAUGUGAUUUUCCCACUAUGAAAUUCUCACUGUAUUUUUUGGCUUAUGAAGAUAAAAAUGAUAUCCCAAAAGAUACAAAAGAGAGAACAGCUUGGACUUUCUCUAGAAAGGCUACACUUGAACUAACACAUAAUUGGGGCACUGAAAAUGAUGAGAAUCAGUCUUACCACAAUGGCAAUUCAGAUCCUCGGGGAUUUGGUCACAUUGGAAUUGCAGUCCCUGAUGUAGCUGCAGCUUGUAAGAGGUUUGAAGAGCUGGGAGUGAAAUUUGUGAAGAGACCAGAAGAUGGUAAAAUGAAAGGACUUGCAUUUAUUCAGGAUCCUGAUGGCUACUGGAUUGAAAUUUUGAAUCCUAACCACAUGGUGACCCUCAUCUAGUUUUAUAGUAACAUACUAUAUAAUAGGUACAAGUCUUCUCCAGGAGGCUGAAAACAUAUAACAUACUCUACUAUUCAUACUCUACUACAUACUUGAUUGAGAGAAAUUAACAUCACCCACAAAUAGUUCUUUACCAAUCCUGUUAAAACCUCAUCUUGCUUGAAUUCCCCCUUGUAUUCUUCUUUUGUUUUCUUUUUUGUGAUGCCACUGCUUCCUGUUUCUAAUUAGAACAUAUCAUCUGUGUUCUGAAAAUGCACUCAUGCACAUGCACCAUUUAUGCAAAAAUUAGUAUAGUCUCCCCUUCGGGGCUGAUUGAGUUAGUGAAAUUUUGGCUGCACAAUAUAGCUAUGUUUAAACCAGCCUGAGAACUGGUAUAUUGGGGGGUGGGAUAUACGAGUAGGAAGAUUGCUGUAUCUUACGUCGUAUAGGUCUACCGCCAGAGCCAGGUUUUUUGUGAAACUUGGAGAGGGGAUAAAACACUUUAAACUAGUCUUUUGGACCACAUCUUGCUUACACUGAAGUCCGUGGCAAAAUUCCUUUGGACUUCAAUGGAAGCAGGAUUGGGACCUUUGUGUGUACACUUAGUUAUGUCAGUAAGCAGUAGACUUUCAGGUGCAACUUGUAGGUACUCAAGCUGCUUGAGACUAGAAACUUAAUGUCAGUGCCACAUUGAGUCCAACAGAGCGAGUUCAGUCUGUGUUGCAUUUGAGCAGCUCUGACUGCUAACUGCAAGUAGGCAGAGGAGGUCGGCAGACUUGUCACUUGAUCUCAAGAGUGGGCAUCUUAAGAGCACAGAAUUUGAACAUUUACUUUAUUCUAAAAAUCAAGGGCUAUACAGCAAUUAGCUUACAACUAAGGAGUAGCUGAAAAUGCCAUGAUUCCCUAUUUAGUGGCUGAGAGCUGGCAGAUAUACUUAUCCCUUAUCUGUGAUUGUAUGUGAUGCCUGGGGUGCUGCUAAAUAUAGUGCAUUUAAAACAUCUUUUAUAUCAAGCUACAGUUUGAUAUAGGAGUUUAACUAAAAUCCUAGUAGUUUGUGAAACCAUGACUACCUGCUGUUAUGACAACUUUUUAUCUGCCUUUUAAAAAAUAGUGGUUGCAGUUACACUGAAGUUGUAAAUAACAGGAAAACACUUGUACAUGUGAGCCAGUUUCAUGUUAAAGUGUUUCAGUAGCACUGAAAUACUCACUUUACCGUCCCAUUCCCCCGCCCCCCAAACCCAUAACAAAACCAUCUUGGUAUUUAGUGUGUUCUAUAAGCACUUUAUAAUUCCUGUUGGGACUGAACAGCCUUGAGUGAUGUGACUGUUAAAUUGGAUAGCCCUGUGGCAUCAAAUAAAAAUAUUUAUUUCCAAAUAAAGUGUCUGCAAAACUUUCAAAACCCUUCUGUAUAAUUCUCUGCUACUAUGGUAACUAUGGGCUGUAUAAGAAUAAGCAGAGAUGUGUGGUGACUUUCUACUGUGGGAGACAAUAAAAAGAGCCAAAAAUGAAA
This is a messenger RNA of Dermochelys coriacea (leatherback sea turtle), 2389 nucleotides long. RefSeq names its product glyoxalase I (gene GLO1). Lineage: Eukaryota; Metazoa; Chordata; Testudines; Dermochelyidae. Bases 349 to 900 code for a protein of 183 amino acids. The record is from RefSeq and is a predicted model, not a curated record. The transcript has 6 exons. Gene Ontology annotation, molecular function: metal ion binding; lactoylglutathione lyase activity.